AUGCCAGAACCCUGCCUUCAAAGCUUCAUUUCCCUUAGAAAUGAAGACACUGAUGUAUAUACAGCUAACUGCAGCAAUUUUCGCUGUGGUUCUCUUCGAUACCACGACUCAAGUAACCCUCCUUCUCAAUGUAUUGAGACCCGUGGAAGACGUACUUACAGGGGUGCUUUCAUCGCAUCUGGGGAAGUCGUACGGAAUACAACAAAUCCAGACGGCCGUAGAUAUCUACCUGAAAGCUAAACAAGUAAAUGGAGAAAUAUCGAAAGAAGACGCGUACGUGGUAGGCGAGGUGCUGAGACUCUGCCAACAGGAUAGAUCAUUAUUCGAUAUCCUGAGCCACACGAACAGGUGCACGCUUACGGACAUCCAAGAGGCUUUGCAUUUGAUAGCCGCAAAGUUAGGCAAACCGGCAUUUUAUCAAGUAAUUGAAAACUAGCAUGAUGAAUAUAACAAAUAUACAUCAGGCUAUACCCCGGGAGCCAAAAAUAAGAAUAAACUUAAAUUGACACCAAAUAUAAGUUAAAAUAAACUUUACAA
Drosophila kikkawai is the source of this 537-nucleotide messenger RNA. The record is from RefSeq and is a predicted model, not a curated record. Lineage: Eukaryota; Metazoa; Arthropoda; Insecta; Diptera; Drosophilidae.